This is a messenger RNA of Nematostella vectensis (starlet sea anemone), 1755 nucleotides long. RefSeq names its product homeobox protein HMX3-B. The transcript is spliced from 2 exons. Gene Ontology annotation, molecular function: DNA-binding transcription factor activity, RNA polymerase II-specific; DNA binding. Gene Ontology annotation, biological process: regulation of DNA-templated transcription. The record is from RefSeq and is a predicted model, not a curated record. NCBI's taxonomy places the organism in Eukaryota, Metazoa, Cnidaria, Anthozoa, Actiniaria, Edwardsiidae. Bases 714 to 1382 code for a protein of 222 amino acids.
AUUCCGAUGAAUAAAUGUCUUGCGGUUUGAUCUUUUCAAAGUACCAUGUUCACUUCUAUAUAUUAUCUCUCAAUAUUUGGCCUGGAGAUGGUGAGGAGGCGUAGGGAAGUGGAAGAGAGAGAUGUGUAAAUAUGGUUUGCUCAGACCUGCUGAUGCAGGUUUACGAAAGACAGUCUCAAGGGAAGGGGUUACAAGCUCAAUCGAAGAAGGGGGCAAUUCACUAUAUUCAGGUGGUAUUUCGAGUUGUUAAGGUUAGUGAACGGAAAGCCUAAUGAUUCUCGUUUUUCGGGUAAAAUAGAAAUAGUGAAAUAAUGCGAGACGUUUAAUUUCGUUUAAGCCUCGAUAAUUUGCAAUCAUUUUUAACAAUUGUUUUCAGCCAAAACUAGCUAAUGAAGGCAGAAACAAAGCAAGGGGCAUGUUCCCUUCCAGGGGGUAGUUUGGACUACGAUUGAGAUGUUUUGGGUAUUUAUUUCUAGGAAUAUCCGUUAUUUACGCGAAGCCCGCAGGGUUGACAUCCUGUGUGAGUCACAGAGGCAUUGUUUAUUUUGCUUGAGACAUCAAACAAGCAUGGACUGAGGCUAUUUUAUCGUCAAAACAUCCAAGGCGAUUACCCUUGUUGAUGUUUUUAUAGCCCUAAUAUCUUGAUAAUUGGAGACUCCGUACAAUUAAACCACUUGACUGAGCGUGGGCUAUCAAUCGAUGCACACUUUUAGAUGGUUCUCGGAUUGGGUUGCGUCAGCGGAUUAAGUUGUACUCGCGUGUCGUGUGCGUCUACUUUCCGUCUUCUGUACUCGAUGAAUACGCUCUGGUUUCCGUCAGCAGGUAUGGAGGUGGGAUGGUGCCGAACACCUACCAUCCCCUAUCCUAAGCCUGUCCCAGUGUGUGCACUAAGCGUCUCAGAGUGGUGGGGUGAUGGAAAGGGCGCGACAAUCACUGGACAGAUUCAUCAACGACACACCAGUGGAGAGGUACCAACUGAAAGCGAGCACGCUCAAGAAACAACUUCUAAUGAGACAAAAGAAGAAAGAUUUGAGGUGGUCGCGCCAAAGCUGAAGUUUAGCAUUGAUAACAUACUACAUGGAUCUACAACAGAAGACACACCACCUAGAUCACCAAGGCGGCCACCGCGCCCGCGUCCUGUUUUCUCGCACUUCCAGCGGCAGCACCUGGAAAACUACUUUCUGUCAAAAAAGUACCUAAACAAAACUGAGCGUCUCAAAAUAGCCGAGGCACUAGGGCUGUCUGAAAACCAAGUGAAAAUCUGGUUCCAAAACAGGCGCGUAAAGUGGAGAGCUGAGGUACAUAAUAGUCUAUCGGAGCCUGCGAUACCACACAGCAUCAUCUGUCAGCAGUGUUACCCUCUGGGCUUGCACCAUACUUAGCUGUUGAAGUAGCGUGACGCAAAAACGAACUGUAGCGUGACACAACCGCGAAGGACCAUUUGCGUGACGCAAAGUAUAUCUUUCUAUAGUGGGAGUGAUAGAGAAAAUUUUAAAUUUCACCGAACAGCGCUAAAGCGGCCCCAAAUACGCCCCAAAUCGCUUAAACGUAGAAUUAAUAGACGGCUAAUAGUACUACAUCACGUUUGAUUGAAUUUAUUACGUUUUUAUGGAAUAAUACUUGCAUAAAUUAACAACUCCUUGUGUUCUCUAUGAGCCGGUCGGUUCAAAUUACUCAUUGACAGAGCCUGGGCUACCUGUGGAUUAACAUCUGAUUUGGAAAUAAUGAUGAUAAUAAAUUGUAUAAACCACGGCA